Molecule: messenger RNA, 1038 nt
Organism: Orycteropus afer afer
Lineage: Eukaryota; Metazoa; Chordata; Mammalia; Tubulidentata; Orycteropodidae
Product: putative testis-specific Y-encoded-like protein 3
Exons: 2
Coding region: 1-1038 (345 amino acids)
Biological process (GO): nucleosome assembly
Cellular component (GO): nucleus; chromatin
Molecular function (GO): histone binding; chromatin binding
Source: RefSeq, a predicted model, not a curated record
AUGGCGGACGCGAGUGCGACGGGCCUGCAAGCCGCCGCAUGCCCGCCGCCCGGCGCAGCGCAGGAGCGGGGUGGGAAUCCAGCCCCUGAGGCCCAGGCCCAAGAUGCAGGGGCGCGCGGGCGCCUCAGCCCCGCCGCGGACCCUGGGAGCGCUCCAGCUGCCCCUGGGCGCCAAGAAGUGGCCCCCUCGGUCACUGGCGGGAUCCCGGAAAAUGGCUCGGACAAGGACGAGGACGAGGCCCCAGAAACCUGUGGCGCAGAGGGGUGGGAGGCUCGGGCGGGAGCCAGGAGGAAGACCGAGGAAGUGACGACUGAGCAGGGCGCCAUCUUGAUGGAGGAGGUGGAGAAGCAGCAGGUGGGGGAGGAGAAGAUGGAGGUGGUAGCAGAGGAGCAGGCGGUCCUGGGGCGCCUGAACCUUGAUGGCCCAGUCGUGAACCCACUGGAGGCCGUGGGGGCCGAGGCCGACAGGGCCUACAUCUGGCUUGAGCGCAGCUUCGGGCGGAUGCGCAGGUUGCAGCUAGCCAGGAGGAGCUUCAUUAUACAGAACAUUCCAGGCUUCUGGGUCACGGCCUUCCUGAACCACCCGCAGUUGUCAGCCAUGAUCAGCCCUCGAGAUGAAGACAUGCUUGGCUACCUGAUGAAUUUGGAGGUGAGAGAGCUGAGGCAUGCCAGGACUGGCUACAAGUUCAAGUUCCGGUUUUGGAGCAACCCCUACUUCCGGAACAAAGUCAUUGUGAAGGAGUAUGAAUGCAGAUCCUCGGGCCGAGUGGUGUCUAUUGCCACUCGGAUCCGGUGGCACCGGGGCCAGGAACCCCCAGCCCUGGUACACAGGAACCGGGACACCGUCCACAGCUUCUUCAGCUGGUUCUCACAGCACAGCCUCCCGGAGGCAGACAGGGUUGCCCAGAUCAUUAAAGAGGACCUGUGGCGUAAUCCGCUGCAAUACUACCUGCUUGGGGAUAGGCUGUGCAGAGCCAGGGGCGUAGCUCAGUGGCCCGCUGACAUCCCUCCUAGGCCUUAUGGGUUCCAGUCUGGCUAA